GUGGGCUUGUGAUUUUUUUUUUUAAAGUGAAAAAAUGUCACCCAAAUGUCCGGUUGCCACUUUGGGCGAAUGUGCGAUAACAGAGCUCGCGGAAGGUCUAAUGCGCGCGUUGGCUUCCGCCAAUGACGAAUUAGAAGCUACAUUGUGUUUGAUCGAUUUGUGUUCAUAUUUCGAGAAAUGCAAUGCCACCACGGAUGUGUAUCAGGACCUUUUACAAGCAAUACUAUGUACCGAUUACUUAAAUCCCUCCUGUCGUUUUUUGUCGAUGCAAUUGCUGCUAAAAGAAACUGUCACCUUUUUGGCAACAGGAAUGUUUCCCGUCUCGUAUUACGAACGCAUUCUUCAAGUAAUUUCUGUUCAAGGUGCCGGUCUUAAAACACUCAACAUGAAGGGUGUAUGGGUUAAAGAAGAAAAUAUGUACUAUUUAUUCGAUAUUGUGAGAAAACUGAAGAACUUAAAUCGCUUAACCAUACCCUAUAUAGCAAAUGAUGAAUUACUUCAUCAUAUAGGGGAAAGUUGCGCAAACUUGAAAUUUUUAGAUAUAUCAGGAGAAACUGAUAUCACAGAAAUCGGUAUACAAUCGCUUUAUACGGGAAUAACGAGAGAAACAUUGACUGUGGUCGACAUUGGCAUUCUAGGAGAAGAGAACAUUUGCCACACUGACAUAGCUGAAUUGAUAUAUAAUCUGCCUAAUCUGAUUAAUUUAGUCACAUAUUCUUUCGUCGGUAAAGCGAUCUACCACAUUUACACACGAAAAUCGAAACAUUUUCGAUCAAAAUUGAACUAUAUACAUGACACAGAAACAGAUCUUCGUACAAUGAAUGCGAUUUUGGAAAUCUGCCCAGAUAUCGAUUGCCUCUACCUGGACAACCCAGGGCAGGGAGUUGUGUCAAAAAUUGAUCAACUGAAAUUAACAAAACUGAAGCUUCACAAUUUUCGUUGCAUGGAUCUUCAUUUAUUACUUCAAAGUUGCGGGGAAACAUUGGUACAUUUAUCUGUGAUUCAAGGUCGAGGAACAAUAGAUUUUAGUAAAUUGGCUGACCAUUGCCCUAGCUUGACUGGUUUAGAAGUAUAUAUGAUGGACAGUUUGGUGAAAUCAGAAGAAAUCAAAUUUCUUAAUUUGCAAAAUUUAGAAAUUUUGCAUAGUAAAGUUUCAAAUUCAAUUCUCUCUUAUCUGAUGACACACGCGCCAAAGCUUAAGCGAUUAUCAGUUGGAGAUGUCAAUUUCACAGAUGAUGAUAUUUUCAGGAUAUUCAAUAACAACGAAUUUCCUUACUUAGAAGAUUUGUGGUUUCUGAAUGCAUCAUAUCUAUCAACAGCCAGUGCCGAGAUAAUGAUGGACAGAUGCCCCGUCCUUACCGUGCUCGGUCAACUGAGCGGAUGGAAUGUCACCUAUGAAGACUUGGAGCUCAUGAGGACAAUGAUAAGUAGCGCCAACACGAAAUUGGCACUGCUACCCACUGGUAUACUUCCGUGAUUCCAUCCAAAUUUAGAUUGUAUAAUUAUUACAGACUUGUAUUACUUCACAAUUAGAACACACACACACACACACACACACACACACAUAUAUAUAUAUAUAUAUAUAUAUAUAUAUAUAUAUAUAAAUACUUGUUAGAAAAUUUAGCCAUUUAGCCAACAAUUGAAUCCACAGGCGCGCUUGUUUAAGGUUUUAUAUAUUUGUUAAUUAUACUGUGUGACAAAAAUAGCACUUUUGUUUUUUUACUGAAACUAUACUAAAUCUACUGAGAACGCUGAUUUCAAAUGUACUUUCGUUUUUCCUGUCGCUGUUUUUAGUAUGGCUCCGCCUUUAAGGGGGUAUUCUACUGUAGAGUCAUGAAUUU
Molecule: messenger RNA, 1841 nt
Organism: Ctenocephalides felis (cat flea)
Lineage: Eukaryota; Metazoa; Arthropoda; Insecta; Siphonaptera; Pulicidae
Exons: 3
Coding region: 35-1477 (480 amino acids)
Biological process (GO): SCF-dependent proteasomal ubiquitin-dependent protein catabolic process
Cellular component (GO): SCF ubiquitin ligase complex
Source: RefSeq, a predicted model, not a curated record